Messenger RNA from Myotis brandtii (Brandt's bat), 1877 nucleotides. It is a transcript of the gene ZDHHC11, whose product is annotated as zinc finger, DHHC-type containing 11. Lineage: Eukaryota; Metazoa; Chordata; Mammalia; Chiroptera; Vespertilionidae. The transcript is spliced from 4 exons. Gene Ontology annotation, cellular component: endoplasmic reticulum; Golgi apparatus. Gene Ontology annotation, biological process: protein targeting to membrane; peptidyl-L-cysteine S-palmitoylation. Bases 1374 to 1877 code for a protein of 167 amino acids. The record is from RefSeq and is a predicted model, not a curated record. Gene Ontology annotation, molecular function: protein-cysteine S-palmitoyltransferase activity.
UUUAGUGAUACUUUGGCUGCGUCUAUUUUAAGUUCCAGAGAUUCUCAGAACUUGUAGACUUGCUCUGUAUUAAAUUGUAUAAAAUCUGAAUCCAGUUACAACUUUGAGGUAUCCAUCUAUUGUAGGUAAUCUUAUUUCUUUUCUUUUCUUAUUCCUCUCUGGACUUGGAUUUUUGGCUAUGUUGGGGUUUUGUUUUUGUUUUUUCAGUUAGUUGGUUCUUAUAUCAGCAUGGUGUUUUUAACUUGGGAAUCAUGUUUUUAUACUAAUAUUACCUUCUGUGUUCUCCCCAACCCUCCACCCCCUCAUAGGUACCUUGCUCUGGUUUUAUAAGUGAUUUCCUCUCAGGUCACCCUGAGAUUGUCAUGAAACCCAAGUAAGCUUGCGGCCAUUUCGACCCCAUGUCCACCUGCUGUCACACUCAGAACCACAGUGGAUGACCAAAAGCAGAGGACAGCAGCCAAAAUGUGCUCUGGGGAAAAUUCCCAAGGGAAUUCAUAAGUAAUAAGAAAAAUGCUGAGAAUAUUUCCUAAUAUCAACUAUAUAUUCUAUACGUAUUAUUCAGAGCAGUCAAUGACGUCUGCACAGGGCAUAAUGUGGCAGAGUUUUCUGAAAGUCCACUUGUAGCAGCUGUGACAUACCACUCACCUCUGCCCCACAUCUCAAAUGCUCCGCGGUCCCUCUUUCUCCCAGUCCUUUCCUUUCCCGGGGCUCCUGCCCCCCUGACUGGGCAGAAGGGCCCCCGGUUCCCUCCCACCCUCUCUACCUGGGCAAUACUGGAUGCCCAGAGGUCACAGGCCCUCCCUGUCCCUGCACAAGAAAUAACACAGAACUCUCAGGAUUUGUGGCCUCUGGUCCUGUUUUAGAGGGGAACUUGCAGGAAGAAUUCUGAGGGAGGAUUUCUAUAGAAUAAAAGAUCACCUCAUCACACCAGCAGUUAUCUAUUCCUGCAUUGCCUCAUUGCCCCCGGGGAUGAGGGCCUGGUGUUGACCCAGGUUUUCAUCUCACACUGAUGGGUCUCCUGAUGAGUCCAGGCACCUCUAUGAACAAGACCCGGACUUGUUCAUAAAGCCACUCCUAUAUGAUGGCCUGGGCCAUGCUCCUGACCCUGACCUAAGCUAUCUGCAUCACUGUAGACUGUUCCCUGGCCAUGAGGGCCUGGUAGGGCCCACACCUGGGGUGCUGGUGGGUGGGUGCCCCUUCGUUUUCUGAGCCCUGUGGGCCACAUUCCCUCUAAGAGCUGUUGGCCACAGCUGCGUCGUGGCUGCCUGGAUGGCUCCUCCUUGGAUUCCCCUGUCCAGGGUCCUCUGCCUGCUCCAGCCCAGCUCCAGCCGGCCACCUCUGCUACCCACCAGUGGUCCCAGGAGAGGAGGGUGAUGGACGUCUGUGGCAGGAGCCAGAGAAGAGUCCUCCCAGAACCCGCAAGCAGGACACAGCAGACAUUGCCACCUCGCCUGUCCAGAGUGAACGGCUGGUCGAAGCCCCUCCACGGAUACCAGGCAGUAUCCUGGGCCAUAUUUGUGACCUUGGCCUUAGCCAUGUUUGGCAUUUUUAUUCCCAUGCUGCCUGGCAUGUGGAAGUACAUUGUCUAUGGAGUGAGCGGCGGGAUGUUAUUGUUCCAUGUUAUAGUGUACCUCGUCUGUGUCUCCAUCGACCCGGGAGAGGAUAAUGUGAGAAGGAAGAAGAUUUACAGUGAACCAGUGCCCACGUUCGACAGAUCCAAGCAACACCAUGUUAUAGAAGAUCUGUAUUGCUGCCUAUGUGGGGUCACCGUGAGCGAGAAAGCCAAACAUUGCCGGGCCUGCAACAAAUGCAUCGCUGGCUUUGACCAUCACUGCAAAUGGCUCAACAACUGUAUUGGGAGCAGGAAUUACUGGUGA